Messenger RNA from Alligator sinensis (Chinese alligator), 4871 nucleotides. RefSeq names its product adenylate cyclase type 5. Gene Ontology annotation, biological process: adenylate cyclase-inhibiting G protein-coupled receptor signaling pathway; cAMP biosynthetic process; intracellular signal transduction. Lineage: Eukaryota; Metazoa; Chordata; Crocodylia; Alligatoridae. The transcript has 19 exons. The coding region runs from base 37 to 2496 and encodes 819 amino acids. Gene Ontology annotation, cellular component: plasma membrane. Gene Ontology annotation, molecular function: adenylate cyclase activity. The record is from RefSeq and is a predicted model, not a curated record.
CGUCUCCUGCUCUCCGUACUUCCUCGUCACGUUGCCAUGGAGAUGAAAGCUGACAUUAACGCCAAACAGGAGGAUAUGAUGUUUCAUAAGAUCUACAUCCAGAAGCAUGACAAUGUCAGCAUUCUCUUUGCGGACAUAGAGGGUUUCACCAGUCUGGCCUCCCAGUGCACAGCUCAGGAGCUGGUCAUGACGCUGAAUGAGCUUUUUGCCAGAUUUGAUAAGCUUGCAGCUGAGAAUCACUGUUUACGUAUAAAAAUCCUGGGCGAUUGUUAUUACUGUGUGUCUGGGCUGCCAGAAGCAAGAACUGACCAUGCACAUUGCUGUGUUGAAAUGGGGAUGGAUAUGAUAGAGGCAAUCUCAUUGGUCCGGGAGGUGACAGGAGUCAAUGUGAAUAUGAGGGUUGGGAUCCACAGUGGGAGAGUUCACUGUGGGGUCUUGGGCCUCCGGAAAUGGCAAUUUGAUGUGUGGUCUAAUGAUGUCACACUAGCCAAUCACAUGGAAGCAGGAGGCAAAGCCGGGCGAAUCCAUAUAACAAAAGCAACUUUGAAUUAUCUCAAUGGAGACUACGAGGUGGAGCUGGGUUUUGGAGGGGAACGCAAUGCUUACCUCAAGGAGCAUAGUAUCGAGACCUUCCUGAUUGUACGGUGCAGCCAGAAACGGAAAGAUGAGAAAGCGACGAUUGCCAAGAUGAACCGACAGCGCGCGAAUUCCAUCAGUCACAACCCACCACACUGGGGAGUAGAUCGCUCGUUUUACAACCAUCUCGGUACUCAUCAAGUUUCCAAGGAGAUGAAGAGAAUGGGUUUUGAAGAUCCCAAGGACAAGAAUACCCAAGAAAGCAUGAACCCCGAAGAUGAGGUGGAUGAGUUUCUGGGCCGUGCAAUUGAUGCCAGAAGUAUUGAUCGGUUACGCUCUGAGCACGUGCGCAAAUUCCUCCUAACAUUCAGGGAGCCUGACUUAGAGAAGAAGUAUUCCAAGCAGGUGGAUGACAGAUUCGGAGCCUAUGUGGCUUGUGCCUCCUUAGUCUUCCUCUUCAUCUGCUUUGUUCAGAUCACAAUCGUGCCACACUCUGCGUUUAUGCUGGGUUUUUACCUGACCUGUUUUUUGAUCCUGACCACAGUGGUGUUUGUUUCGGUCAUUUAUUCCUGUGUAAAGCUGUUCCCAGCUCCACUCCAGACUCUCUCAAGGAAGAUUGUUCAGUCCAGGACCAACAGCACCUUAGUCGGGGUCUGUGCCAUUAUUUUGGUAUUUCUGUCAGCGUUCGUCAACAUGUUCACGUGCAACACCGUGGAUCUCAUCAGCUGUGUGGCCACCGAGUACAAUGUCACACCAAACCACGUGAACGUCUGCCUCAUCAGCAACUCAUCUUUCAACUUCAGCCUAGGCACCUUGCAGGGAUUUUGUAACGGCUCCCUGCCCAACUGCAACUUCCCCGAGUAUUUUACCUACAGUGUCUUACUGAGUCUCCUGGCCUGCUCUGUGUUCCUUCAGAUCAGCUGCAUCGGGAAACUGAUCCUCAUGCUAAUCAUUGAAUUUAUCUACGUUCUCAUUGUGGAGGUUCCCGGGGUGAACCUCUUCGACAAUGCCGAUCUUCUGGUCACUGCGAAUGCCUAUGUGUCCUCGAAUGCAACGUCGUCAUGCUCUCCAGCAAUGGUGAGAGUGGCGAUGAAGAUCGUGACCCCGGUCGUCAUAACUGUGUUCGUCUUGGCGUUAUAUCUGCAUGCGCAGCAGGUGGAAUCCACAGCAAGGCUCGACUUCCUGUGGAAACUUCAGGCCACUGAAGAGAAAGAGGAAAUGGAGGAGCUGCAGGCCUACAACAGACGCCUCCUCCACAACAUCUUGCCAAAGGACGUGGCAGCCCAUUUCCUGGCGCAGGAGCGGCGAAACGAUGAGCUCUAUUACCAGUCCUGCGAGUGCGUGGCCGUCAUGUUCGCCUCCAUCAGCAACUUCUCGGAGUUCUACGUGGAGCUGGAGGCCAACAACGAAGGGGUGGAGUGUCUGCGGCUCCUCAAUGAAAUCAUUGCGGACUUUGAUGAAAUAAUAAGUGAGGACCAGUUCCGACAGCUGGAGAAGAUCAAAACCAUUGGCAGUACGUACAUGGCUGCUUCAGGCCUCAAUGACUCCACCUAUGACAAGGUGGGGAAAACGCACAUCAAGGCUCUGGCUGACUUUGCCAUGAGGUUAAUGGACCAAAUGAAGUACAUUAAUGAGCAUUCGUUCAACAACUUUCAGAUGAAAAUAGGUCUCAAUAUUGGCCCGGUGGUAGCUGGGGUGAUAGGAGCACGCAAACCUCAGUACGACAUCUGGGGGAACACGGUGAAUGUAGCCAGCCGAAUGGACAGCACAGGUGUCCCUGACAGGAUUCAGGUAACCACAGACCUGUACCAGGUUUUAGCAGCCAACAACUAUCAGCUGGAAUGCCGAGGGGUCAUUAAGGUGAAAGGGAAAGGAGAAAUGACCACCUAUUUCCUUAAUGAAGGGCCACCAAUCAGUUAGCAGCAGCUGUGACAUGACUUUAAAAAGGGGAUUUGCCGCAAAAUUGAGCACGACUCGCUGAAGAAUCACUUUGUUAGCAGUGGACCUAAAAACACAGGGCAGCUGAUUAUUCUUUUUUUUUUUUUUCACACAAUGACUUGAGAGCGGGAGUUUGCCUGCGCACCAUGCAAGGCAGGAGGAGCAGGAGCAAACGCUGGGGACGCGGAAGCGCUGAACUGACCAAAGAAGGACUGCACGGAUGAGACAGGAAUUCAAGAUUGUGAAAUGAGGCUGCUACGCAGGACAUGAGAAGAUAUUUAAGUAUUUAUUGACACUACACAGAAUUGUACUUGGUUGGAGGAAUGUAUGAUUCACUACAAAGCAUUAUUUUGGAAAGGUUUUGCACCCCACCCAUUUCCAUCCCAUACUGUCAGCUAUUUGAAGUGUACUGGUCUUUUAUUAGCUGUUUUGAAUGGGCUUUUCAAACGACACGUGAUACCCACUGUCGCUACACACAAAAGGCCAUUUCGAACGGCGUCGGUAGUGUUCUUGGUUUGAAAAGAGACCUCAUCGUCUAGCAACUGUCCCUCCGUCCUCUUUCGUGGCUUAGAGACGUCACCAAAAGGAAGGGGAAGCUCGAGAUGAGGAAACGUGGCUCUAUUGACCUGUUUAUGAAAUCAAAAAGUCUUCUGAGCUCUUCUUCGGUUUAUAUCAAUUUACAUAAGAAAGACUAAGAGGUAAACGAGAGACGGUUUGGCGCGGCGGGGAGGGAACCCUGAUACCUGUCCUUUCUUUUGUAUCCUUUAUUUUGUAAUAUUGAAAACACGGAGAUCUAACAGAUAUACCAAAUGCUAUAUUUUGUAAAUUAUAUAUAUUAGGCUGUCCACACCAGGGUGUGUUGGGAUGUGUAAAUAACGUGUAGAAACGUAUAACAUUAUUUGCUGAACACAGACUUGGCAGUUUUCAGAUUAGUAGUAUACAAUCAAACAGCGGCGGAUGAGGUUCCAGGCUGACUCGGAAGCAUUUUUGAGAGAAAAUUAAGAAAAACCUACAACCCUAAUGAAGAGGAAAAUAUCCAAGUACAAUAAACAAUACAGAUCCUUGUUCAGUGCAGCAUUCAUGAUGAAGUUGGGGCGAAAGAGUGCAGUGAUUGGAAAUAAAGUGCAUGAUAAGUGCCAGUCAGGAGUGGUAGGAAGUCUUGACGCAAAGGAACAAAAAUCAGAUCAUUUUAACUUUUUCUUCUAUUUUUUUGUCAUAGCAGCUAUUAACAGGCUCCUGUCAAGGGGUGGCUAAAAGACUGCAACUGCCAUUGGACAUCAGAGACUGUGUACUGCAUUGCUGGGUUGACUACCUUGUAGUAGACACUUAAUUGAAUUGGUGACUUAUGUUUAUUUUCAAUUUUAAGAGUUGAGGGAUUUUAUCUUUUAGAAAUGAGAUUAUAAUGGAUAAUUUGUGUGUGGAUUCAGGAGACCUUUAAAUAUAGUGACACAGAUAUUGUGUUCGACAUCCCCCUGUCAUAAGAGGGGUAUAUGAAUAAUCAUUGUUAUGAUUUAUGUACCUUUUUUAACUAUUAAAAGAAAAAAACCCUGGCUAUUUUAUUAAAAAAAAGGAGAAAAGCACUUAAAAAACUGUAUUUUUUAUAUUCUACUAGGGGAGAGUUUUGAUAUUGAAUUUGGCUCUCACUAAAAUGACACAAAUGUUUUGACACUGAAUAAAGUUCUUUUCAACUCUUCUCAGGGGAAAAUUAUUGUAGUACUAACAACUUAAUGAUUGCACUAUGGUGGUGAUUUAUAAAGUAGGGACUUCAUCUUAUUUUUCCUACUUUACAUCAAGAAUAGGUUCAAAUCCAUGAGCCUGUCCCUAAUUAAUUUGCCAUUUUGCUCAGCGUGUAGCAUCAAGCCAUUUAAACUUGAGCUUAAAUGGCACCUCCCUGUUCCUUCCCCUUCCACUAGGAAACAUUCUUGAAAAGUAUAGUAUAUCGACUCCUGUAAAACUGCCAAGUCUGCCCUUGUACUAUACUUUUGCUCCUUUACGUUCUUUCUGAUUUGCAAAAUACUUUUAAUUCCAUUGCACUAUUAUGCCUUCCUUCCCCUCCCACCCUCCCGUCACUCACCGAGUUUCAUUAACUUCACUACCUACAUUCAUUUUAGGUUUGCUUUCUACUUUACAAAGUCUGUAUUUUGAUCGGUUCGCUGAUCCACUUUUAUGCAGCUGUGUUUGAUAUUUCAAGUCCCAAGUAUCUCUGGCUGUGGUUGUUGACAGUGUGUCAUGAUCAUUUCAAGGGGUAUACAUACACUCGAUUCUGGAUCUUGCAAAAAUUGAAACAGUUAUGAUUUCCCAUGGAAAUUGAAAUCUAUUUAAGUAAUUUAACUACAUUAAACACUGUUUCACUGGUA